CUUCAAUCAAGAGUUCGGGAUCAAGCUACUGAUUCCUCCUCCUGGGUAGUCAGUUGCCAACAAAGGUCCCUCAUCUGUCAAUCGUUUGAGAGAAAAGAUUUUCAGUUGCCCAUCAUGUUGCUGAAGCAGGUCCUCGUGACCGCGCUGCUCUCGUUGCGCUCCGUCACGGCUUUCCCGAACCCGAACAGCCUCCACGACCUGGAGGCCAGGGAUGCCGAAGACCUCGUUGCUCGCACCGGCAAUCACGACUGCGGCUCGUAUGCCACCUGGAACAACGGCAAGAAUUGCUGCGUCUGCAAGGACAAUGGCAAGAACUACGACUCCAAGACCAAGUCGUGCAACUGUCCCAGCGGCCUGACCUGGGACGGCCACAACUGCGUCCACGACUGCGGCAAGGAGGCCACCUGGCAGUACGGCAAGUGUGUCUGCAAGAACAAUGGCGAAAUCUUCAACCCCAAGGACAAGACAUGCAGCUGCCCGCCGGGUCAGUACUGGAACGGCCACAACUGCGCCGUGGACUGCGGAAAGGACGCUUCGUACGACUACAAGCAGAAGAAGUGCAUCUGCAAGAAGAAGGGCCAAGUGUUUGACUCCAAGCACAAGACCUGUGCUUGCCCCUACGGUCAGGUGUUCAACGGAAAGCAAUGUGUCUUUGACUGCGGACGGGACGCCCACUACGACAACUGGCAAAAGAAGUGUGUCUGCAACAAGAAGGGCGAGAUCUUUGAUUCGCACACAAAGACUUGUUCGUGCCCCAAGGGCCAAGUCUUUAACGGCAAGCAAUGCGUGUUUGACUGCGGCAAGGAAGCACACUACGAUUCUAAGCAAAGGAAGUGCAUCUGCAACAAGAAGGGCGAGAUCUUUGACUCUAACAAGAAGACUUGCUCUUGCCCGUACGGCCAGGUGUUCAACGGCAAGCAAUGCGUUGUCGACUGCGGGAAGGAGGCCCAUUUCGACUACAACCAGAAGAAGUGUGUCUGCAACAACAAGGGCGAAGUGUUCAACUCCCACACCAAGACCUGUGCGUGCCCUCCCGGCCAAGUCUGGAACGGCAAGCAAUGCGUCUUCGAUUGCGGCAAAGAAGCACACUACGACUACCACCAGAGGAAGUGCGUCUGCAACAACAACGGCGAGGUCUUUGAUUCGAACAAGAAGACCUGCAGCUGCCCUGGCGGACAGUACUGGAACGGCAAGAAAUGUGUUUGCCCGUACGGCAAGGUCUUUAACGGCAAGCAAUGCGUUGAGGACUGUGGCAAGGAGGCCCAUUUCGAUUACAACCAGAAGAAGUGCGUGUGCAACAAGAACGGCGAGGUCUUUGACUCUCACAAGAAGACGUGCAGCUGCCCUGACGGUCAGUACUUCAACGGAAAGCAAUGCGUCUGCCCGUACGGCAAGGUCUGGAACGGCAAGCAGUGCGUAGAGGACUGUGGCAAGGAGGCGCACUUUGACUACAACCAGAAGAAGUGUGUUUGCAACAACAAGGGAGAAAUUUUUGACUCUCGCAAGAAGACCUGCAGCUGUCCCAAUGGCCAAUACUUCAACGGCAAGCAGUGUGUCUGCCCAUACGGAAAGGUCUGGAACGGUAAGCAGUGCGUUGAGGAUUGCGGCAAGGAAGCCCACUUCGAUUACAACCAGAAGAAGUGCGUUUGCAACAACAAGGGCGAAAUCUUCAACGACAAGUCCAAGACCUGCAGCUGCCCCGACGGCCAGUUCUGGAACGGUAAGGAGUGCGCCUGUCCCUACGGCCAGAAGUUUGAUGGCAAGCACUGCGUCCAAGAUUGUGGCAAGGAAGCCCACUUCGACUUUAACCAGAAGAAGUGUGUUUGCAACAACAAGGGAGAGAUCUUCAACGACAAGACAAAGACGUGCAGCUGUCCUGACGGGCAGUUCUGGAAUGGAAAGGAGUGCGCCUGUCCCUACGGUCAGAAGUUUGACGGCAAGCACUGCGUCGAGGACUGCGGCAAGGACGCCCACUUUGACGUGAAUCAGAAGAAGUGCGUGUGCGACAAGAAGGGCGAAGUGUUCAACGACAAGACCAAGACGUGCAGCUGUCCGGAUGGCCAGUACUUUAACGGCAAGGAGUGCGCGUGCCCGUAUGGCCAGAUAUUCGACGGCAAGCACUGCGUGGAAAACUGCGGCAAGGACGCUCACUUUGACAGCCAGCAGAAGAAGUGCGUGUGCAACAAGAAGGGCCAGGUCUUUGACGACAAGACCAAGACGUGCAAGUGUCCCGGCAACCAGUACUGGGACGGCAACAAGUGCGCGUGCCCGUAUGGGUCGACUUGGGACAACGGCAAGCAGACGUGCAAGCAGAAUCUUCCUUGAUUGAUGGACUGCGAGGGACUUGAGAGUCUUUCUCUUUUGUAUAUCUAGUAUUCUUCUCUUCUAGUGUGAGAUGAUUUGAAUGAGAUGGUUUGAUGAAGAA
This is a messenger RNA of Trichoderma reesei QM6a, 2425 nucleotides long. RefSeq lists its product as uncharacterized. The transcript has a single exon. NCBI's taxonomy places the organism in Eukaryota, Fungi, Ascomycota, Sordariomycetes, Hypocreales, Hypocreaceae. The coding region runs from base 115 to 2325 and encodes 736 amino acids. The record is from RefSeq and is a predicted model, not a curated record.